UGCAAGAGGAUCUUCAGCAUAGAUUCACCCUUCCUCAGAAUCCAGUCCAGCAGACCAGCAGCCUCGCCAUGGAGCAGCUGAGCGCCGCCAACUCUGCCUUUGCCCUGGACCUGUUCCGCACCCUGAGUGAAGACCGCCCCCGUGGGAACCUCUUCUUCUCUCCCCUGAGCAUCUCCUCGGCGCUGGCCAUGGUCUUCCUGGGGACCAGAGGCAACACAGCGGCCCAGCUGUCCAAGACUCUUCAUUUUGACGGGGUUGAGAAGGUUCAUUCCAGAUUUCAGAGUCUGAUCGCUGCUGUCAAAAAACGUGACGCCUCCUAUGUGCUGAAACUGGCUAAUAGGUUAUUUGGAGAGAAAACCUAUAAUUUCCUCCCUGAGUUCCUAGCGUCAAUUCAGGAACUAUAUGGCACUGAGCUGGCCAGUGUGGAUUUCCAGGGCUCCUGUGAAGAUGCCAGGAAGGUGAUCAACGAGUGGGUCAAAGGACAAACGGAAGGGAAAAUUCCAGAACUGCUGGCUGCGCGUGUGGUGAAUCCCAUGACUAAGCUUGUGCUGGUGAAUGCCAUCUACUUCAAAGGCACCUGGCAGGAUGAAUUCAGAAAAGAGGAAACCAGGGAUGCCCCAUUUAAGUUGAAUAAGAAAGAAACAAAAACGGUGAAAAUGAUGUACCAGGAGAAGAAACUGCCAUUUGGCUACAUCCAGGAGCUCCAGUGCCACGUGCUGGAACUGCCAUACAAGGGCGGGGAGCUCAGCAUGGUCAUCCUGCUGCCCGAUGACAUAGAGGACGAGUCCACAGGGCUGGAGAAGAUUGAGCAGCAGUUGACUCUGGAAAAACUGAGUGAGUGGACCAAACCUGAGAAUAUGUGUCAUAGGAAUGUCAAUGUCCACUUGCCCAAAUUCAAGCUGGAGGAGACCUACGAUCUCAGGUCCCACCUGGUUCUCAUGGGUGUGGAAGAUCUCUUCAGCGGCAGCAAGGCUGAUCUGUCUGGCAUGACAGAAGCCUGUGAUAUUGUCGUAUCAAAAGUUAUCCACAAGUCCUUUGUGGAGGUGAGCGAGGAGGGCACAGAGGCAGCGGCUGCCACAGCUGUCAUAGCCAUGUUACUGGCGAUGCCAGGUGAAGAUUUCGAUUUUGUUGCGGACCAUCCAUUUAUCUUCAUGAUUCGUCACAACUCCUCUGGCAGCAUCCUGUUCUUAGGCAGAUUGUGUUCCCCUUAGAGGCUGUAGAAAUACAAGGUCAAACUUAAAGUUUUAUCAUCUGACUUAUAAUACAGCUGUAACUUCACCAAUAAAACUACUAUU
Molecule: messenger RNA, 1295 nt
Organism: Talpa occidentalis (Iberian mole)
Lineage: Eukaryota; Metazoa; Chordata; Mammalia; Eulipotyphla; Talpidae
Product: leukocyte elastase inhibitor-like
Exons: 7
Coding region: 69-1211 (380 amino acids)
Biological process (GO): negative regulation of endopeptidase activity
Molecular function (GO): serine-type endopeptidase inhibitor activity
Source: RefSeq, a predicted model, not a curated record